Messenger RNA from Paraglomus occultum, 1842 nucleotides. Lineage: Eukaryota; Fungi; Glomeromycota; Glomeromycetes; Paraglomerales; Paraglomeraceae. The record is from the annotation of a GenBank genome assembly.
AUGUCACGAACCGCACACGCUGAGCAAUUACUGGGUCAAUCCCUCUUUGAAAAGCUCCAGACUUGCCGAGUGCUCGUGGUUGGUGCCGGUGGCAUAGGGUGCGAACUUCUUAAAAACCUCGUACUAUCGGGAUUCCGUCAUAUAGAACUUGUUGACUUGGAUACUAUCGAUCUCUCUAAUCUCAAUCGUCAGUUUCUAUUUCGCAAACAUCAUAUAAAGAAAUCGAAAGCACAUGUCGCCCGAGAAUCAGCAUUAAAAUUCAACCCAAACGUUAACAUAAAGUCACAUCAUGCUAACAUAAUGGACCCAGAAUUCAACGUUGAAUGGUUCAAAAGCUUUGAUAUUGUCAUGAAUGCUCUUGACAAUCUUGAGGCUAGAUUUCAUGUGAAUGAAAUGUGCAUGGCCGCAAAUGUACCGUUACUUGAAUCUGGGACCGAGGGUUAUGUUGGUCAAGUGACCGUUAUAAAGAAGGAUGAAUCCGAAUGCUACGCGUGUCAAGAAAAGCCAAAGAAAGUAACAUAUCCAGUCUGCACAAUACGUAGCACUCCCAGCAAACCUAUUCAUUGUAUAGUAUGGGCAAAAAGCUAUCUCUUCAGUCAGUUAUUUGGUACACCUGAGGACGAGGAAGAAGAAAUAAAAGAAGACAUGGAUGCUGAUAAUGCUCAGGAGAUCGAGAACUUGAAGCAAGAGACUCAGGAAUUGAUAAAGAUCAGAGAGGCGAUGGGAUCGGAUAACUACGCGUAUUUAGUAUUUAAAAAAGUGUUCAACGACGACAUUAACAGACUACUUACGUGGGAAGAUAUUUGGAAAAAGCGAACACCCCCCAAACCACUGGUAUAUGAGACGCUUGAAAACGGUGUAAUAGAUAAUGGAACUGGGCAAUAUUCGUCAAAUUCUGGAACGCUUGAGGAUCAGAAAAUAUGGUCUUUAAAAGAAAACUUUAACGUAUUUGUCGAUAGUGUUCGACGACUGAGCAAACGACUGUUGGAGGAGAAAGCGGACGAUCCAACCGCGUCCUUAUCGUUUGAUAAAGACGACGAUGAUGCUCUUGAUUUUGUCACGGCUACUGCUAAUUUACGUUCUUAUAUAUUCGAUAUUAAGAUGAAUUCAAAAUUUGAUGUUAAAGCCAUGGCAGGAAAUAUUAUCCCGGCCAUUGCAACAACAAAUGCUAUUAUUGCGGGAAUGAUUGUGAUGCAAGGUUUCAAGGUGUUGAGUGGAAAUCUGUCGCAGUGCAAGACGGUCUAUUUUGACGGUGCCAGACGUCCUCAGAUAUUCCCAUCAGAGUCUCUACUCAAGCCUAAUCCUUCUUGUGCCAUAUGCCGUAAUACUCAUGUAUCGCUAAAGAUCAAUACAAAGACAACCACGCUGCGUGCUUUCUUGGAAAAAAUUGUUCACAGUCAAGACGAUCAAAUGGAUACAGAAGAUGACGUAGUAAUAGCAAACGCAAGAAGCAAUGAAAUUAUAUAUGAUCUGGACUACAUGGACAGUCUCGAUUCGACUUUUGAACAAUUGAGUCUCAGAGACGGAUCAAUGCUUUCGGUAACCGCAGACAGCGCGACACCCGCUGUCUUUGCGAUAUCUCACAGCGAAACAUUCGAGUCUCCUGAAACCUGGUAUGAAGUAGAUAGAGACCCUGCAGACAUAUUUAGGCGACGGAUGUCUGCUUCGACUGAAAACGUAUCAACACCAUCUCACAAGAGAAAACACGACAAUGAUGAUGAGUUGGAUGAAACGUCGCCGCAUAAACGACUUUAUACAGAAAUGGACAAAGUUCUAGUAAUUAAAGAUGACGAUCUGGAGAUAUUGACUGAAGUUCCGCCCGGUUUUGGUGAUGGAAAUUGA